AUAUUAAUAUAAUAAUUAAGUUCAUUUGAAUUUAUACUGCUGAUUUGUACUUGGUUGUAAUUCCGGAUGUUAUUGUGAUAUUUUAAAUUAACAGUUUGUUAUUGUUUUCAGUUGUAUAAAAUGGCAGGACUUUCUGUAAACCGACACAGUUGUUACUGAAUAAUCUUGUAAGGCGGAAGCUCUGCCAGUCUGAAUAAAUUUAUAAUAGUGCGACUAAGUGAAUUUUAUUCCAUUCUUCACAUCUCAGAAGUGGGAUUAUAGACAAGAUGUCGGGACCCUAUGCAGCCGGACUUGGAAAAAGGAAACACCAGCUGGCUACAUAAAAUUGACCAACUCGGUGAUGUCUACGGUUGGGAUUCGGUGCAGAGACAAUUCGUUAUGCAGCUUCGUCUACGAGGUUCAGCCAGACGAUGGUACGAUGAGCUCGACGAUUACAAUCUUGACUGGGAUGCAUGGAAACGAGCUCUAGAGAUUGCAUUUCCACGUUCAGUUGACUUUGUGGAUAAAUUAAGCACUAUGUUGGCUAGAAAUAAGGAGGAGUCUGAAACGAUGACCCAUUAUUAUCACGACAAGCUAUCACUGCUACGAAAAUGCAACAUCAGUGGCGAAGAUGCAAUUUCUUGCAUAAUAAGAGGGCUUCCGGUAGAAUUGCGUGCUAAUGCUAAAGCGUAUAAGUGCGAGACACCAGAAAUGUUGUAUUUUGGAUACCUAUCCUCUCUAGAAAAUUAUAAGAGAGAUAAUAUCUCAUCUUUAACUUCUCGGAAAUCAUCGUGGCGGAGGGGUGCCGCGGAAGAAAACUCUACGACUGCUCAUCGCUCUGGAGUGAAACGGUGCUACAUUUGUCGGCGCAUCGGACACGAGUUUCGUGAUUGUCGAGCACAACAACGGUGUGACAUCUGCCAGCGGAACGGUCACACUUCGGCAAGCUGCUGGCUGGCCGCCACGCCGGGACCAUCGCGACAACAGGUGCAGCCGACUCCGGUGAGUUUAUUGAUGCUUAAUUUAAAUGACAAGUUCUGGAGCAUUUACAAGCGCCUAGCAUUUGUAACUAAUGGAGGAGAGAGCCGUGGGACACGGCUGCAGCAGGAUGGCCGAAUGUUAGCGACCACCAGCCGCCCACAGGCUCGCCAGUGA
Messenger RNA from Aricia agestis (brown argus), 1134 nucleotides. RefSeq lists its product as uncharacterized. The transcript is spliced from 3 exons. Gene Ontology annotation, molecular function: zinc ion binding; nucleic acid binding. The record is from RefSeq and is a predicted model, not a curated record. Bases 280 to 1134 code for a protein of 284 amino acids. NCBI's taxonomy places the organism in Eukaryota, Metazoa, Arthropoda, Insecta, Lepidoptera, Lycaenidae.